UUUGGCAUAGCAUCCGAAAACACCGUCUAUAAAAUGCCCAAAACUAGUGCUUUGAGUGUCACCCUGCUUCAGAUUCAGCCGCCAAGUUACUACAAAAUUUGAGUUCCAGAGUGAAGUUGUCAAGAGUCGAGCAUGUCCUGCCUCAUUCCCCUUGAUCUUUUCUACGGACAAAUGCAUAAAUUUCUGCCUGUAGGAUACAGGUUUCGCCCCACCGACGAUGAACUUGUCAAUCAUUACUUAAGAGGACAAAUCUUCCGAUACAACGCUGAUACCUGCAUUAUUCCUGUGAUCCAUGGUCUGUACAAUAUCGAUCCCUGGGAUUUACCCCUCAGGUUCAGAGCAUUCUCAAUUGUGAGGUCCAAGGAGGCGGAGUGGUGGUUCUUGACUCGUCUUUCGUUCAAGACUGAAAGUCGUAGUAAGUUUGACCGACAAACCCAGUCCGGUCAUUGGAAAACGACCGGUCAAGAGAAGAAGAUCAAUGCCAAAGGUACUAAAGAGUUGAUUGGGACUAUGAGGAAUUUAGUUUUCACGGAAAAUGAGGGUUCAAACCGCAAAGAGACGCCGCCGCCGACGGUAUGGGUCAUGCAUGAGUAUCGGCUAAAGGACUGCAAUUUUGGGACCAACUCUCUUGACCAGCAGAAUUUUGUGCUUUGCCACCUUAUAAACAGACGAGAUGAGUUCAUUGAUGAUUCAGUCUCUGCUGAAGCUGGAUCGAUGUCAUUGUUCACGAACAUGAACAAUGACAGAGCACAGAAUAACAUUCCAGAGAGGCCUUACACCCACCAAUGAACCUGAACCUCCCCUCUAAUCCUCAUCUUGUUGACAUGGGGGCCCCUCCUGACAUCGAUAUUACCAAUGACAAUCAAUCUGACUUGCUAAAAGAUUUGGUCGAUAUGAUUGAGAAG
Messenger RNA from Rhodamnia argentea, 905 nucleotides. RefSeq names its product protein NTM1-like 9. Lineage: Eukaryota; Viridiplantae; Streptophyta; Magnoliopsida; Myrtales; Myrtaceae. The coding region runs from base 133 to 789 and encodes 218 amino acids. The transcript has 4 exons. Gene Ontology annotation, molecular function: DNA binding. The record is from RefSeq and is a predicted model, not a curated record. Gene Ontology annotation, biological process: regulation of DNA-templated transcription.